AUUAAGUUCAACAGUGGUUUUGUAAACCUGCAGUGCUGUUUGGAUAAACAAUAUGGCAGAAACAUCUGAAAAAGACGAGAAGACCAAAGAAGAACUUGAACCCGACAUUACCAUCGAGUAUGACGUCCAGUCAACCAUUAUAUACGGCAUUGGGGACUCCCCGCCAAUAUACCUGACAAUGUUCUUUGCAACGCAGCAAGCCCUUAGUUCUCUGGCCGGAUGCAUUAUUCUUCCGUUACUGGUGGCAGAGGCCGCUUGUGCCUUGAACAGCGGAAUUUUCAUUCGGAAGCUCGCUUCAACGACCUUGUUCCUUUCCGGGUUUACAACUGUUCUACAGGUGACCAUCGGAAUCCGCUUGCCCUUAUAUCAGGGACCCUCGAGUUCAUACGCUGUCCCUCUUAUUGCCCUAAACAAAAUGGACUCGGCAAGAUGUGACUACCACCAGUUUUAUGGUAUCAACAGCAGCGCAGAUAUGAACAUGACAACUGAGUCUGCAUUGCAGGAACAACUGAUUGAAGUCCGAGUCCGUGAGAUGAUGGGGCCUCUUAUUUUGGCGGGACUAUUACACGCCCUGAUUGGUGCGACAGGACUUGUGGGCGUGUUGUUGAGGUUUAUUGGGCCAAUCACUAUCGUUCCCACCAUCCUUCUGAUCGGUAUCUACAUUGUCAAGCCCGUGAUGAAAUAUACAGAGUCACAUUGGGGCAUUUCGGCAUUGGUGUGGGUGGUGAGUCUGAUAUUGUCCCUGUAUCUCGGUCAUCGCCCAAUGCCGAUCCCAGUGUGGACACCAAAGAAGGGAUUCCGGGUGGUUAGAUAUCCAUUGCAUCAAAUGUUCUCAAUUCUGAUCUCAAUUCUGAUUGGUUGGUCAGUAUGCGGGAUAAUGACGUAUGCUGGUGCAUUUUCCUCCGAUCCAAAUAGUCUCUCUUACAAGGCGAGAACGGACGCCCGUGCUGACGUCAUUAGGGACACUGGCUGGUUCUACAUGCCCUAUCCUGGUCAAUUUGGAUCACCACUUUACAGUCUGAGCGUGACAGUUGGUUUUCUCAUUGCAACAUUGACGUCAAUUCUCGACUCAAUAGGAGACUAUUAUGCCACUGCCGCCAUGUGCCGCGUCCCUCCGCCACCGAAGCACGGCGUGAACCGUGGAAUUGCGGUAGAGGGACUGUGUAGUGCUAUAUCCGGGGCGUUUGGAGCUGGUCACGCAACUACAACAUACGGCGGCAAUAUUGGAGCUAUAGGAAUGACAAAGGUUGCGAGUCGGCAAGUAUUUCUAAUCAUGGGCCUUAUCUACAUGGUGCUUGGAGUUCUUGCGAAGGUCUCAGCAGUGUUUAUCAGCAUCCCGUACCCUGUGCUAGGGGGCAGCACCAUCACACUGAUUGGCGUGUUUGUCGGUGUGAACCUUUCAAAUCUGAGAGUUAUCGACCUUGCAUCUACACGAAAUUUGUCCAUCAUGGGCACAGCGGUGUUUGUUGGGCUGCUUGUACCGACUUGGAUGGAGAAAAAUUCAAAAACUAUUAAAACUGGAAGUGACAGUUUCGAUCAAAUUAUAACGAUGCUUCUUGGAAACCCAAACUUUUUCGGAGGUUUUCUUGCCUGUCUCCUUGACAACACCGUUCCAGGUACCGAAGAAGAACGUGGUAUUCUGGCCUGGAAGCACCCUGAAUUAACAGACUGUGCAACUAACUAUCUUGAGGGAGAUGAAGUGUACGACCUUCCCCUACCAGAUCGACUUAAGAAUUCAAGUCUCCUGAAAUAUAUACCCCUUUGCUCACAAUUUGGAAAAGGUCAAAAAGACAUAGAAGAAAAAGGGGAAAAUUAUAAUCUCGAAAAAAUGGAGGUUGUACAAAAUGGCAAAGAACACCGAUUUUAGAAUCUUAGCCAUUCAGAUUUUCCCAGAACACUUUAAUGUCCAUCACCAAGAGAAUCCCCCGUACCCCAAUAUGCAUAUACAUUCAAAUGUUAUCAAAGUAGUAUCCCUGAUGUUGAUAAAACGUGACGAUGUUUGCUUGUGAUACUCUACAUGUCAUUUAAGACAAGAGCUCGUAUCUCUGAUUUUGGCUACUCAAUUGAGCUGAUGCUUUAGAGCAUGAUUUUGGCUACUCAAUUGAGCUGAUGCUUUUGAACAUUAAUUUGGCUACUGAAUUGAGCUGAUGCUUUUGAACAUGAUUUUGGCUACUGAAUUGAGGUGAUGCUUUAGAGCAUGAUUUUGGCUACUCAAUUGAGCUGAUGCUUUAGAACAUGAUUUUGGCUACUCAAUUGAGCUGAAGCUUUAGAACAUGAUUUUGGCUACUCAAGUGAGCUGAUGCUUUAGAACAUGAUUUUGGCUACUCAAGUGAGCUGAUGCUUUAGAACAUGAUUUUGGCUACUCAAGUGAGCUGAUGCUUUAGAACAAGAUUUUGGCUGCUCAAAUGAGGUGAUGAUUUA
Molecule: messenger RNA, 2421 nt
Organism: Mya arenaria
Lineage: Eukaryota; Metazoa; Mollusca; Bivalvia; Myida; Myidae
Product: solute carrier family 23 member 2-like
Exons: 12
Coding region: 53-1867 (604 amino acids)
Biological process (GO): transmembrane transport
Cellular component (GO): membrane
Molecular function (GO): transmembrane transporter activity
Source: RefSeq, a predicted model, not a curated record